Mizuhopecten yessoensis (Yesso scallop) is the source of this 2075-nucleotide messenger RNA. RefSeq names its product homeobox protein Dlx6a-like. Bases 324 to 1256 code for a protein of 310 amino acids. Gene Ontology annotation, biological process: regulation of transcription by RNA polymerase II. Gene Ontology annotation, molecular function: RNA polymerase II cis-regulatory region sequence-specific DNA binding; DNA-binding transcription factor activity, RNA polymerase II-specific. Lineage: Eukaryota; Metazoa; Mollusca; Bivalvia; Pectinida; Pectinidae. The record is from RefSeq and is a predicted model, not a curated record. The transcript is spliced from 3 exons.
GUUAUGACUGACGGUAAUCGCAGUUAAAUAGUGAGUUGGAGAGAGUGCGAGCACAUGAUCACGGCUUCCCCUGUAUUAUCUCUAAAUUACCUUUAAUCGUUUGUAAAGGAGACUAUUGGACCUUUGACAGGAAACUACAGUACUAGAUCGAUGUGUGAUUGAUAUACUUAAUUUUUUAUCAACUUGCAAACAUUUACUGACAAUAUUUCUAAUGUUGGUUUGAUUUUGUGCUCAUAGAAGAUUUCCAGCCUAUUAUUAUAUACCACGGACAUACCCAAACUGCAAUUCUGGAUUUUCAAGUUCAACAACCCUACAACCUGAAAAUGUUGAAUGUUGGUGGCGUGGACGGUCUAGAACAGGACAUGUCUGGCAAAUCAGCCUUUAUGGAGCUACAGCAGCAGGCGGGUAUGCCUCCCGGAAUGGGACACCCGGCGUACCCCAUACGUUCAUCUUACCAGCAUCAUCAUGGCGGGCAACACGGCGAGAGUGUCUUCAGUAACUCUCAAGGUCGGGCCCUGUACCCCUUCCAUAUGAACGCCAUGUCCCCAUCGUCCUACCAGCCCCCCUCGGCUCACCCCUUCCCCAUGCCUCCAUACCAGAGUCCCUCGCCGACACGAGAAGAUAAGUCACAAAUGGAGGAACUCAGAAUUAACGGCAAAGGAAAGAAGAUGAGAAAACCAAGGACAAUAUACUCCAGCCUUCAGCUCCAGCAGCUGAACAGGCGCUUCCAGAGGACGCAGUAUCUGGCUCUCCCCGAGAGAGCAGAACUAGCCGCCUCACUAGGCCUUACCCAGACACAGGUGAAAAUCUGGUUCCAGAACAGGCGUUCAAAGUACAAGAAGGUGAUGAAGUCGCCAGUGAAUCCUGGGCAGGUCAAUCCAACACCCGGUCAACCCCAAGGUCAGGCGCCAGUAACCACCUCUCCAUCAACACACCCUCCACAACAGUCUUCACCUCCAGCGCCUCGACAUCCUCCACAGACGCCCACACCUCACGCGCACCCUGCGUCCCAACAAAAUGGGCAAUCACACAAUGGACAGCCAACAUCAGCUAUGUUAUCUCCUCCCUCGUCCUCUGUCAGUCCACAGCCUACGUGGACAGAAAUGGACGCUGUCAACAAUCAAACCUCUACGAACUCUUACAUGGCCAUGUCUUCUAUGUCGGCCAUGUCUUCGGGUAUGCCAGCCGGGGCCAUGUCUCACUACCACUCCUGGUACGCACAACCUCCCAUGAAUCAACAGUCAUGUCUCACAUAACGUGCUUCAAAUUACUCAUAGUUCUAUAUACGUGACUUCCGGUAUUGGUUCAGGAAUGACCAGCCAGAUCAGCGAGAGCUAGCCAGCUGAAAAGGCUCAAAAUGUUAGCGUGAUCACGUGGCUUUGUGACAUGGGCAUUCAAUGUCUCAUUUCCUUCGGAGGUUUGUCAAAGCUUGUGCUUUGGAACUGUUCAAACUUCGCCUAAAUGUCACAUGUCCAGUUAAGCAUGUUGUCAAAACACCUGGAUGUGUCUUAAAAUCACGUUUAACUCUCAUGCCAUCUACGCAUGCCCAGAACUCUCUUAAACCGCCUCAGGACCAAUUGAAAAUUCAGUGGUAUAAUUGUGUAACAUAUGUGAAUGAAUUUGUGCGCAUGCGCGGUCAGGCACUGACAAACUUUUGCCAUGUGUAAAUAUGACUAUAAUUUAUGUUUUUAAGUUAAUGUUUAAAAGUGACUAUUGUUUUUAUGUGAGUUAUGAAAAUGCUCAAAAUAGAUGGCAUAUGAUUAUAUAAUGAACAAAGCAUUUUACUAUUGUUUAUAUCUACAUGCAAUAACGGGAAACAGACAGACGAAAUAGCGAAAUCAUUUUAAUUAAAAACUAUUGUGAUUAUACUUUAAAAGUACAGCAAUGUUCUGUAUGUAUAUACCUGAACUACAGACGUGGUCGAACCUCAUUUGAUGUUCACUACAUUUUGGUACACAUGACAAAUCAUUGGUCAUGAGUGUUUCGUCUGUCUGUAACCGAUAUGAUUUAUUUAUAAUUUGAACAAAUUUCAUUUUUAUUAGUCCCAUUAAAUGUUCAUAUGUUCAAACAACAAA